Molecule: messenger RNA, 1794 nt
Organism: Sclerotinia sclerotiorum 1980 UF-70
Lineage: Eukaryota; Fungi; Ascomycota; Leotiomycetes; Helotiales; Sclerotiniaceae
Exons: 2
Coding region: 1-1794 (597 amino acids)
Biological process (GO): transmembrane transport
Molecular function (GO): transmembrane transporter activity
Source: RefSeq, a predicted model, not a curated record
AUGUCAGACUCAGAGAGUAAUCACUCGAAUCCAAAGGAUAUCGUAUAUGAAUCCAUCCUAAAUAUCAACACAAAAGAUACUCAAACACCCGUCACCCGCAUCCCUACCAACAAAUCAACACAUUCUCGCCGUGGAAGUAACACCCUCCAUAACACUUUAACACGUCUCUCCACAAAAGAAACUCGAGAUCCAGCACUCGACAUCAAUCUUCCCUAUCGAACACUCAGUCCCAAUGCCAAUCUCUCAGAAUACACUGAAGAGAAACCGGCUGGAGAAAUCCCAGCAGGAAAAGGAGAUGGGAAAAUAGAUUACAAACUCGUCACCUUUUAUCCAAACGAUCCAGAGAACCCGAAAAAUUGGUCAAAGGCUUUUAAAUGGUAUUGUACCAUGGUUGUUGCGCUGACUUGUUUCGUGGUUGCACUUGCUUCGUCAAUUAUUACCGCCGAUCUUAUUGGAGUAGAGAAGCAAUUCAAUGUUUCGGAGGAGGUGGCACUUCUUACUAUUACGGUUUUCGUAGUAGGCUUUGGUAUUGGACCAAUGAUGUUCGCGCCUCUUUCUGAAGUUCUCGGACGUCGCUUGAUUUAUGGAACUACUUUAUUUCUAGCUGUAAUCUUCAUUAUUCCUUGCGCCCUCGCUCAAAACAUCGAGACCCUCAUCAUCUGUCGUGCUCUCGAUGGUAUCUGGUUUUCAGCUCCAAUGACCCUCGUAGGUGGUACCCUUGCCGAUCUUUGGCGCAACGAAGAACGUGGUGUCCCAAUGGCCGCCUUCUCUGCAGCUCCCUUUAUCGGUCCCGCUAUCGGUCCUCUAAUUGGUGGUUUCCUCUCCGAUGCAGCAGGAUGGCGCUGGUUGUAUUACAUCCAAAUCAUCUUAGCAUUCAUCGUCUGGAUCCUCAUAACUUUCACCGUUCCAGAGACAUACGCGCCCACAAUUCUCGCUCGUCGCGCUAAGAAAAUGCGUGAAGAAACAGGCAGCCCAGAACACGUCACAGAACAAGAUCUCGACCUACGACCUUUUGCCGAACGCCUCAGAGUCUUCCUCAUCCGUCCUUUGCAACUCCUCUUCGGUGAACUCAUAGUCUUCCUCAUCUCCCUUUACAUGAGCGUUCUCUAUGGUCUCCUCUACAUGUUCUUCGUCGCCUUCCCCAUCAUCUACCAAGAAGGAAAGGGUUAUUCCGCCGGAACAACAGGUCUCAUGUUCAUCCCGCUCGCACUCGGGGUCAUCGCAUCAGCCCUCUGCGCCCCCAUCGUAAACCGCCACUACAUGAGCCAAGUACACAAAUACAACGGCAAUCCUCCCGCAGAAGUCCGUCUCAUCCCCAUGAUGUGUUCCUGCUGGUUCAUCCCCAUCGGUCUCUUCAUCUUCGCAUGGACAUCCUACCCACAUCUCCACUGGAUCGGCCCCGCCAUCGGUGGAUUCCCCGUAGGCUUCGGAUUUAUCUUCCUCUACAACGCAGCGAAUAAUUACCUCGUCGAUUCAUACCAACAUCAAGCAGCCUCAGCACUUGCGGCCAAAACUUUCCUCAGAUCGUUCUGGGGUGCUGCUGUCGUGCUUUUUACAGAACAAAUGUACGCCCGGCUAGGGUAUCAAUGGGCGAGUUCUGUGUUGGGUUUUAUUGCUCUAAUGUGCUGUGCUAUUCCGUUUGUGUUUUGGACGUGGGGAGCGAGGAUUAGGAGGGGGAGUAAAUUUGCUUUUGCGGGAGAGGAUGAAGAAAGUGUGGGGAUGAAGAAGGGGGUGGAGAGGGAGGCGCUAGGGGAGGAAUUGCAGAGGCAGAUGAGUUAUGUUAGUACGCCUUAG